AUGGGAAGUGAGGCAACAACUUUCAUACUAGAUGUUUCUCCUUCCAUGAUUGGAAGCGGGUUCGCGGAUCAAGCAUUAGCUUACUUAGAGUAUGUCAUGUUCAUGAAGGCCAAAAAACAGAGGAAGACAGAUUGGGUUAAAUGCUAUCUAGCCAAUUGUGCAUUGACUCGUAAUAAUCACGAAACGGAUAACGUUUAUGAACUACUGCCGUUCACUGCCCCAAUUUCUGCGGGUCGCAUUGUAGCAGCGCUCCAAGAAUUGGAGCAGAUAUUAAGUGAAGAAACAAAGCCCCAAAGUAAUGUAAACUCUAUGGUUCAGUCUCUGCUUAUAUCCUCCAUGAGUGCCCGAGAUACAUUCCAAAAACGUAAAGUUAGAAAACAGGUAAUUGUGUUUACCAAUGAUCUUGAGGGUCUUGAUUUGACGGAAGAAGAACUGCAUACUUUGGAACAAGAGCUCGACUCUCGAAUUAUACUCGCAGUAUGUGGUCAACAGGAGGGAUCGAGGAAACAAGACUCGACUAUUUGGGAGAAGUGCAUAAACGCGAUUCCUGGAUCCAUGCAGGUUUCUAUGGCCAAUCUAUUACAGGAGAUCACCACUCCAGCACCACCGACUGUGAAGCCGGUUAGGGUAUUUCAAGGGGAGUUACGACUUGGCGCACCCAUCACCGACUCAGAUUAUUCAAAGGAGAGCUAUGAUUCAAUUGCUAUCAGGGUGGAGGGUUAUCCUGCUACCAAAUCCGUGUCUAGUCUCAAUCGUCAAGUAGUAUCCAAAACGAAAGAAAACGAAUACGAACCCGUGAAAUCUGUAAUUGAAUAUGAAGCUUUUGAUCGCGAUGAUGAGGAAGAACGAGAUAGUUCUGGUCACAACGAUGGCCCUGACUCAAAUGCUGACAAACAUGAAUUGCGAACGGUGUCUGUGGCACAAGAAUCUGUAACAAAAGCUUACCGUUACGGUUCAGAUUACGUUGUAUUACCACAAACUAUUGAAGCCGAGCGCAUAUAUCACACCACUUCGGGUAUCGACAUUCGUGGGUUUAUCAGCAGGGAAGACGUGCCCAGACAUUAUUUGAAUUCGGAAUCUACUUUCAUUGUUCCUGCCACCAAAGAUGGCACCUCCGCGGACUCCUUCGCGCUCGCUGCUCUGGUAGACGCUAUGAUACGUUUAGAAAAACUUGCAAUUGUGCGAUACGUGCAAAGAACAGACAGCGAAGUUCAGAUGUGCACAUUGUGUCCGCUGCUGGUUUUGAAAAAACGAAAAUCAAGCGGUGACACGGACUUCCAAACACGAGCUCUUGUGCUAAGCAGACUACCGUUUGCAGAAGAUGAACGAGUGUCUGAUUACCCUAAACUUAAUAACUCGGAUGCCCAAAACAAUGAAAUUACCGCAGAAAUUGACACCCUGAUGGAAGACUUCGUCGAAUCGCGAAGUAUUGGAGGAGGUCCAGCAACAUCUUGGUGCUCUACGUCACUAUACCAACCCGUGGACGCCGUGGUCUCAGCGGAUCCCUCACUACCACUGCCAGGACUAUCUGGGUCACGUGAGGUAGACGUGUGGACUGUUCCUGCGAUAGGAAUCCACCGCCAGCAACAGCUCUUGAUUGAGUACAUGCAUCAAAAAGUUGUGCGUGGCUCAACCACUUUUGAUAUCCCUGAACUUCCAGCUCUAUAUCAAGAUCUACUCCAUCCUUCACAUGUGGGUGUGAAAGAGUCGCAAAAGAGACUACAGGAGCUUCUGGACAUAAAAUUGAACACAUCUAAAACUACCAAUGAUCAACGACGUGAUGAACAGCAUGAAGAUGACGGAUAUCAGGAUAUACCGUCUCUCGAAAGCCUAUUGCGGCGCGGCAGGGCUUAA
This is a messenger RNA of Lachancea dasiensis, 1854 nucleotides long. Lineage: Eukaryota; Fungi; Ascomycota; Saccharomycetes; Saccharomycetales; Saccharomycetaceae. The record is from the annotation of a GenBank genome assembly.